Molecule: messenger RNA, 621 nt
Organism: Paraglomus brasilianum
Lineage: Eukaryota; Fungi; Glomeromycota; Glomeromycetes; Paraglomerales; Paraglomeraceae
Source: the annotation of a GenBank genome assembly
AUGGACGCCGCUCAGUUAAAACAGGAAUUUGAGAAGGCUAACGCGAAGUUAGAUAGGUUAGAGGCUUUGAGGCGUGGGGCCACAGAGGAAGAGUACCAAGGGGAGAAGGACGAGUUGGCGCAAGAGGAGAUUUACUGGAUGGAGCUAAAGAAGACGUUGCUGCUAAAGCAACCCGCUGCUGGUAAUCGUGAUAUAGCUUCUCUACAAAAACAGCUUGAGGCUCUUAGUCGUAGAAUAGAAAGUGGUUUUAAGAAGUUAUCCCACCUUGUGAAAGCAUCGAGUCUUUCAUCAGGUUUUGUAACGGAAACUGAAUUGGGUGAAAAUGUGCUAAAGGAUGGAAUAGAAAUUACCUUCCCGCUCAACAUAACCGAAAGUAUUAAAUCACGUUCACCUGGAAAGUUUUCAGAAAUACCUGAUAGAGACGCAAGUGAAAAAGAAAUACAAGAUUACUUUAUGAGUGAAUGCAGUGUACUAGAAAAUUAUUCCGUUAUAAAAAACAAACUUAAGCUUACUGUUGAAGAUACACGUCAAUCGCCGGUACUAGGAACUCGGAAGCCAGAUUUUGUAUUUAUCCAAAAAAAUACAGAUGUAAAUUUCUUAAAUAUUUUGGCCAUCGGUGAG